AACUCUCUCCCUUGAUCCGUCCAGCUAUCGUCUUCUGUGAAUACACUUUUCAACAACAGAUUCCACACACUCUCAUAAUACAUAUUUUUCCGGAUCUUCUCCAAAUCUCCUUUCAAAGAACUGCUUUUAUUUUGUUUUUUUCCUUUUUGUUUUUGAAUUUUCCCAUAUUUUUUGAGAUGAGCACGGGAGAUAUUCUCAGCAUCGAGCCUCUAGAGCUCAAAUUUCCAUUUGAAUUGAAGAAGCAGAUCUCUUGUUCUCUUCAAUUGUCCAACAAAACUGAUAGUUAUGUUGCUUUCAAGGUCAAAACGACAAAUCCAAAGAAGUAUUGUGUUCGACCAAAUGCUGGGAUUGUGUUGCCUCGUUCCACAUGUGAUGUUAUAGUUACAAUGCAAGCGCAAAAGGAGCUUCCUGCUGAUAUGCAAUGCAAAGACAAGUUUUUGCUUCAGAGUGUGAGAACACAUGAUGGCGCAACCGUAAAGGAUAUCAAUGCUGAAAUGUUCAAUAAGGAGGCGGGGCAUGUGGUUGAAGAGUGCAAAUUGAGAGUGCUUUAUGUUUCUCCACCUCAACCCCCUUCUCCUGUUCCAGAAGGUUCUGAGGAAGGGUCUUCACCAAGAGGUUCUGUGUCAGAUAAUGGAAACACAAACGGUGCUGAGUUUUCUAGUGCUUCAAAAGCAUUUGUUGAGCGGUUUGAACCUCAAGAAAAAUCGUCAGAGACAAAAGCCCUUAUUUCAAAGCUGACUGAAGAAAAAAAUAGUGCUAUUCAACAAAAUACCAAGCUUCGUCAAGAAUUGGAACUCCUGAAACAUGAAGGCAGCAAAAGCCGUGCCGGUGUCUCAUUUAUUUUUGUCGCCUUUGUGGGCUUGCUUGGUAUAAUUUUGGGGUAUCUCAUGAAGAAAUCAUAAAUUUGUUUUCCUCUAAUAUUUCCUUUCUAUCAACAAUCAAAGGAUGAGGGAUAAAAGGAAAAGGAAAGUAAUGAGACGAGCAUGGUGAAUUUCUUAGCUUUAUGGAAUUAGCAAACUUGUUUAGAUCAGGUGAAUGUGUUUGUAGUGGGGCAUUCUAAUGAGUCGUGCUUUUUUAUUGACAUACAUUCUUUUUGUAACUUAAGAUCUCUUCCUUUUCUUUUUUUCUUUUCUUUUGUGCUUCACCUUCGAGGGAUUCUGGUAUUGCUGAUAUCUAAGACUUAAUAAUCUACAGGUCUCCACUGUGAUGGAAAUUUCUCUC
This is a messenger RNA of Manihot esculenta (cassava), 1221 nucleotides long. RefSeq names its product vesicle-associated protein 1-2. The transcript is spliced from 8 exons. The record is from RefSeq and is a predicted model, not a curated record. Gene Ontology annotation, cellular component: endoplasmic reticulum membrane; plasma membrane. NCBI's taxonomy places the organism in Eukaryota, Viridiplantae, Streptophyta, Magnoliopsida, Malpighiales, Euphorbiaceae. Gene Ontology annotation, biological process: endoplasmic reticulum membrane organization. Bases 177 to 902 code for a protein of 241 amino acids.